Messenger RNA from Saccharomyces paradoxus, 1755 nucleotides. RefSeq names its product Art5p (gene ART5). NCBI's taxonomy places the organism in Eukaryota, Fungi, Ascomycota, Saccharomycetes, Saccharomycetales, Saccharomycetaceae. Gene Ontology annotation, biological process: ubiquitin-dependent endocytosis. Gene Ontology annotation, cellular component: cytoplasm; cytosol; plasma membrane. Bases 1 to 1755 code for a protein of 584 amino acids. The record is from RefSeq and is a predicted model, not a curated record. Gene Ontology annotation, molecular function: protein-macromolecule adaptor activity; ubiquitin protein ligase binding. The transcript has a single exon.
AUGUUUUCACUUAGUUCACUAUCUAGCAGUGGUGGACAUUCAGAGCAGAAGGAAAGAGAGAAAAUAAGCUAUUUUGAUAUAAGAAUAAACUCCCCGUAUAAGGACAUAAUUUUGAUCCAAGGAUCACCGUUGGAGCUUUCAUCUAUACCGUUAUCAGGCAACCUAGUGAUUUCAGUGAAAAAUGAGAUUGUGGUUAAGAAAAUAUCGCUGAGAUUAGUGGGGAGAUUUAAGUUGGAAUUUUUGCAAGUUGGUCGAUAUAAGAAGAAUAGCAGUAGUUUGGCAAGUUUAGUAAAGGAAAAACGUAAGAUUUUCGAAUGCUAUUGGGACAACUUAUUGGUUUCCUCAAAGGGAGAUGUUUUGGUCGGUGGUGAUAACACGGAAAAUCAACACAAUAGUAGCAGCGGUGGCAGCACUGGUAGUCAAGAUAUGGACACCAACGGUAAUGCAAUGUUUCUAAGCAAGAGGUCGUUAUCGAGUCCUGUUUUCAACAAAAUAAUUCGAAGAAAGACGCAUUCUUCCCACAGAAAAAUACUGGAAUUACCAGAAAAUGGCGUUACAGGAACCCCUUUCGAAGGGUUGAGGGAAAAUGGUCGCAGUAGAAGUAGUAGUAAUAAUGCUCCUAAUAAUAACAGCAACAAUUAUAGCAACAAAGACGGAUCUGGAAGUUCUUAUUUAUUUCUAAUGAAAAGGGGCAACUAUGAACUACCAUUCAAUACAAUGCUACCUCCAGAAGUGUCCGAAACAAUCGAGGGGCUACAAAGUGGCAGUAUACUGUAUUCCUUCGAAGCCAUGAUAGAUGGACGUCAGCUGUGGGAUAACGACCUAAGCAUUCAUACUUCCUCUCACGGCACAAACGGUAGCCCAAAUACGGGCGGAAAUGGCGUGAGGACGAAGAAUAAAAUUAUCGUCAAGAAAUUCAAAUAUCUGAGAAUCCUUCGUACGUUGUCAAUGGACAAUCUCGCCAUGCAAGAAGAAAUUAGUGUGGGCAAUACUUGGCGCGACAAAUUGCAAUACGAAACGUCCGUCCCAAGUAGGGCUGUUCCUAUUGGUAGCACAACCCCCGUGAAGAUCAAGAUUUUCCCCUUUGAAAAGAACAUUCGUUUGGAUAGGGUAGAAAUGGCGCUAAUCCAAUAUUACGCAAUGAAAGACAGCAGCGGACAAAUCUACGAUGAUGAAAUAGCCGUCACAAAAAUUACGCAUCUAGCGGACUUCGGCCCGCUGACGGACAAACUUGACGUCAAUUGUCCCUUCAAAAUCCCAGACAACCUCAAACAAAUUACUCAAGAUUGCUGUGUGCACGACAACCUGAUCCGUGUCAUGCACAAAUUGCAGGUGCGUAUCCUUUUGCAACGGCAAGUGGAUGGCGAAUACAAGAACCUGGAGAUUAAAGCGCAAUUGCCCAUGUUAUUAUUCAUUUCGCCGCAUCUGCCUAUGAAAGGCCGUCUUGUGCUGUUUGACAAACACGAUGGUAAGAUCCACUUCCGCCCUGGCGAGUUAGUACCCCUUUUUUCAACUACUUACCCCGCGCAGGGUCUGACUCCGGGCCUUGAACUGAACUCCACAGCAACAGCGCAACUCGCGCUGCCGCAGCCGCCGCCAAACUAUCACGAGAGCACUAACGAUCACCUCAUGCCGGCGCUACAGCCGCUCGGCGCCGAUUCGGCGGCGCUGACAGUGCCGUCGUACGAGCAGGCGCAGGCGUCCGCAUCGUCCUGCGCGACAGGGUCCGUACCCGCUUACUGCGACGAUGACUGA